GGGUCAGAACCAAUCCGGCCUCGGUGGCCCCGGCGGACCUCCGGGUGACGGUGAUAAGAAGAAGGGAGACAAGAAGGAUAAGCCCAAGUACGAGCCGCCGCCACAGCCAACCACGCGCAUCGGCCGCAAGAAGAAGAAGCAGGCCGGACCAAACGCCGCUGCCAAACUGCCCACCGUCUACCCGACCGCGCGAUGCAAACUCCGAUACCUGCGCAUGCAACGCGUGCACGAUCAUCUACUGCUGGAGGAAGAGUUCGUCGAGAACCAAGAGCGGAUACGGAAGGCGAAGACGGCAAACGAGAAGAGUGCUCCUGCCAGCGGCGAGGGCGAGGAUAGAAACGCCGACGAGCGGAGUCGUGUCGAUGAUAUGCGUGGCUCUCCGAUGGGCGUCGGAAACUUGGAAGAGCUCAUCGAUGAUGACCACGCCAUUGUCUCCUCCGCCACCGGUCCCGAAUACUACGUCUCCAUCAUGUCCUUUGUCGAUAAGGAUCUCCUCGAACCGGGCGCAUCCAUCCUGCUGCAUCACAAGAGCGUGUCAGUUGUUGGUGUGCUCACAGACGAUGCAGAUCCCGCAGUCUCGGUGAUGAAAUUGGAUAAGGCGCCUACAGAAUCAUACGCGGAUAUUGGAGGACUCGAGACACAGAUCCAGGAAGUGCGAGAGGCCGUCGAGCUGCCUCUACUACAUCCGGAGCUGUACGAAGAGAUGGGUAUCAAGCCACCGAAGGGUGUGAUUCUGUACGGUGCGCCAGGAACAGGAAAGACGCUGCUCGCCAAAGCCGUCGCCAACCAAACAUCUGCCACAUUCCUGCGCAUUGUCGGCUCAGAACUGAUCCAGAAAUACCUCGGAGACGGUCCUCGAUUGGUGCGACAGCUUUUCCAAGUUGCGGCCGAGAACGCUCCCUCGAUUGUCUUCAUCGAUGAAAUCGACGCUAUUGGAACGAAGCGAUACGAGAGCACGAGUGGAGGAGAGCGUGAAAUUCAGCGAACCAUGCUGGAACUGCUGAAUCAACUCGACGGUUUCGACGACCGAGGAGAUGUCAAAGUCAUCAUGGCUACAAACAAGAUUGAAACCCUCGAUCCUGCGCUGAUCCGUCCUGGCCGUAUCGAUCGUAAGAUCUUGUUCGAGAACCCCGACCAGAACACCAAGAAGAAGAUCUUCACGCUUCACACCGGCAAGAUGAAUCUGGCUGAAGAUGUCGAGCUGGAUGAGUUCAUCAGCCAGAAGGACGAUCUGAGCGGUGCGGAUAUCCGUGCCAUUUGCUCCGAGGCUGGUCUCCUGGCGCUGAGAGAGCGGAGAAUGAGAGUCAACAUGGCUGAUUUCCGUGCUGCAAGAGAGAGUGUGCUGAAGACCAAGACGGAGGGUGAGCCCGAAGGAUUGUACUUAUACAACGAAAAGCAGAGACUUGCCGAAAGACACCUAAAAUUCAACAUUCCCGCUCUUCUCGAAGCAGCAGCCAAAUCCAUCGAUCGAUCGAAAAAAGACAUCAAGUCGUUCCGCAAAUUGGCAGAAGGCGGCUUUAAUCGAGUGUUUGAAGUGACUAUGAAAGAUGGCUUUCAGGUCAUCGCCCGUCUUCCGUAUCCUUCCACUCAGCCAAGGCUACUGGCGACUGCGAGUGAAGUGGCGACUAUGGAUCUUGUUCGGAAGUAUGGUGUGCCGACGCCAAUGGUGUAUGGGUAUUCUACUGAUGCGAAGAAUGAGGUUGGUUCGGAGUAUAUUUUGAUGGAGAGGGCGACUGGGCGGUGUUUAGGUGAGGUUUGGUAUGAGAUUUCUGAUAAGGAAAGGGUUAAAGUUUUGGGAGAGAUUGUGAAGCAGGAGGCGAAGAUGUUUGAGAUUGGAUUUCCUGCGUUUGGAAGUGUUUUUGGUGCAGCUGAUCUGCCUGAGCAUAUUGGUCGUGUUGAAGUGGGGACGGAGGCUGGAGGAUUCUGCGUUGGUCCUGAUGUAUCGCUCAAGAACUGGUUUGGGACGCGGAGUCAACUUGGCAUGCCGAGAGGUCCAGCUUUGACUGCUCAGCAAGUCCUCGAAGAUGGAGCUAGGAAAGAAAUAGCGUGGUUGCGGGCACAUGGCAAACCACGUUUGCCAUUCGACAGAGGGUACCGUGAGAUGUUCAGCUACGACAAAGUCGAUCCAAGAGAGCACACUGCCAGUCUUGAGAAGUUUCUCAAAAUUGCUGCAUACAUUGUGCCUGAAGAAGAUUGGCUUGACAAACCUGUAAUCCGCCAUCCGGAUCUCAACCCAAACAACAUUUUCGUGGACGACAACUUCAACAUCACAAGCAUCAUAGACUGGCAGCACGCGACUAUCUUGCCUUUAUUCCUGCAUGCUGGCAUCCCAGUCGCUUUCCAGAAUCACGGCGAUCCGGAUUCAGAAGAGCUGAAGAAGCCCGAGCUGCCCUCGAACCUCGACGAAUUAGAUGAGGACGACCGAAAGAAAGAUCUUGAGCUCUAUCGGCGGCGACAUACGCAUUUCUACUACGUUGGAGCUACCGCAACGAUGUUGGAUUUGCACUACAAGGCCAUGGCUCAUGACAGGGGACUCUUUCGGAAGAAAAUGUACCAGCAUGCUGUCGAGCCAUGGGAGGGAAACAGUAUCCUGUUGAAAGCCAAUCUGGUUAUGCUUUCGAAGGAAUGGGAUAUGUUUGCGACGAGUUCAGGGUCUGAGGAUAAUGACCAAAAAGAGAUUUCAACGUGUCCGAUAUCGUUCGACGAACAAGAUGCCGAAGAAACUAUUGGAAAGAUGAUAGAGCAAGAAGACAUCGACAGGAAAAUGCAAAUACUACGAGACGUGAUCGAGAUCAGUACUGAUGGCUGGGCAUCACAUCAGAGAUAUGAUGAUGCUGUGGCAGAGGCGAACCACAUCAAAGUCCAAGCGCUGAGCUAUGCUGAGAGUGAGCUUGGACGCAAGAUGACGGACGACCAUCGGCCUUUUGGUGAUUUUGAUGAGGAGGGGCAAAGCUGA
This is a messenger RNA of Cercospora beticola, 2956 nucleotides long. Lineage: Eukaryota; Fungi; Ascomycota; Dothideomycetes; Mycosphaerellales; Mycosphaerellaceae. The record is from RefSeq and is a predicted model, not a curated record.